Messenger RNA from Trichomycterus rosablanca, 3239 nucleotides. RefSeq names its product L-threonine dehydrogenase (gene tdh). Gene Ontology annotation, biological process: L-threonine catabolic process. The coding region runs from base 100 to 1227 and encodes 375 amino acids. Lineage: Eukaryota; Metazoa; Chordata; Actinopteri; Siluriformes; Trichomycteridae. The transcript is spliced from 9 exons. The record is from RefSeq and is a predicted model, not a curated record. Gene Ontology annotation, molecular function: L-threonine 3-dehydrogenase activity.
GGAACUGAUGCAACUGCACAUCGAGGAAAAACCAUCAGCAUCCUGCACUGCUAACACACCCGUCAAACUCAUUUAUUUUAAUUUAUUGGUAACCCGAAGAUGCCAGUAAUUCGUGCCCUGAGCAAGGUGGCUAAGCAAGCCCUUCAGACCCCUGGAUGUGGAUGCCAGGUUUCAGCGGUGGCUGUGCGCCACAUCAGCUUCUCCCCCCGCCAAGUCACCUCUGGCUCAGACGCCAGCUUUCACUCUGUGUCCUUUUCUGAAACGGAUCACCCCAGAGUCCUUAUCACGGGCGGCCUUGGGCAACUGGGUGUGGGACUUGCCAAGCUACUGCGGAUGAGGUUUGGAAAGAACAAUGUGAUCCUUUCAGAUAUCAGGAAACCUCCCACCCAUGUCUUUCACAGCGGUCCCUUCAUCUACUCUGACAUUCUGGACUACAAGAACCUGCGAGAAAUUGUGGUCAACAACCGGAUCACCUGGUUGGUGCAUUACAGCGCCCUUCUAAGUGCUGUAGGAGAAGCCAACGUGCCCUUGGCUCGUGCUGUUAACAUCACUGGUCUUCACAACAUCCUGGACAUUGCUGCGGAGCACGGGCUUCGACUGUUCGUUCCCAGCACCAUUGGUGCCUUUGGUCCCACUUCUCCCCGAAACCCGACCCCUGACCUGUGUGUGCAGCGACCUCGCACCAUAUACGGUGUCUCAAAGGUUCACGCUGAGCUGAUGGGAGAGUACUACCAUCACCGGUAUGGCCUUGACUUCCGCUGCCUCCGCUACCCAGGCAUCAUCUCUGCAGAUUCCCAGCCUGGAGGUGGUACGACAGAUUACGCUGUGCAGAUUUUUCAUGACGCCGUCAAGACCGGCAAAUUUGAGUGCAACCUGAAGCCAGACACCCGUCUUCCCAUGAUGUACAUUGACGACUGCUUGAGGGCUACACUUGAGGUCAUGGAAGCACCAGCAGAGACGCUGUCCAUGCGCACCUAUAACAUCAACGCCAUGAGCUUCACUCCUGAGGAACUGGCACAGGAGGUGCAGAAACAGCUGCCUGACCUGCAGGUCUCAUACGAAAUCGACACUGUACGACAGGCAAUUGCUGACAGUUGGCCAAUGAACUUCGAUGACACCAAUGCUCGUAACGACUGGGGCUGGAAACAUGAUUAUGACCUGCCGGAGCUGGUGCAGACUAUGCUCAACUUUAUCGGCUCAGAGUCUAGAGUAGCCCAAGCCAACUGAAUCCAGUUCAGGACAACAGACACUUGUACAUAUAUAUUUAAAAAAGUAUAAUUGAAGAGAAAUCUAUAGCCUGUAAAUAGUCUUUGCUCUCUUUUUUUAUUUUUAAAGGGUCCUGCUUGGCUAGCUUAUGUAACCAAGAAAAUAAUAUAUAAUAUAUAAAAUAUAAAUUUCAUACAAUCUGCUGGGUUUUUUCAGCCACCUACUGUAUCAGCAAUAUGUAGAAAAACCUUCAGAUAAUGAUGUGUGCUCAGCUCCUGUCUAGGGGUUGGAGGUGUCAGAGUCUAGCAAAAUUUAGGGGUUUUCUUGCGCCUACACACCUGAUUUAGGUUUAGUAAAUGAAGCCAGGCAGGAAAAUCUUUAAACUGUGCAUGACUGGAACUUUUUGGACCAUACUUUUGCCCAGGUAGUUUGGUGCUUAUAUAUUUUGUAUUUGUUGUUUUAUACUUCUCAUUGCCUUAAUUCUUUGAGGGAAAAAUUGAAUAAUACUAAUGCAAAAUUGAUGAAUCAAUCAAAUGUAUGAAAGCUGUUUUAUCGAAAUUUUCUUUUAUAUUUAUAACAGUGAUUAAAAAAAAAAAAACAUUGGCCAACAUAUUGCAUGUUCAGAGGACACAAGUAAUAAAGAAAACAAGUAAUAAACCUUAACAAGAGUCGACCUGCUGACAUGUUUUUGGUGUAGUGAGGGUAACCAAAGUACUAGUAUGGAUGAGGGUCCAUCUCCGUCCAAACCAAGACCCCCCAGUCUCAAAACCACAUUUGAGACGUUAAACUCAUUAGCAGCACCUUUUCUCUGAUCCAUGUUUAUUUCAGUGUUUUACAAUGAGUGUAGACAUUUCUACUCAAAUAUUUUAUUACAAAUUGCAACAUGCUACCUGUAAUACACUCCUCAAAGCUUUAUUUUGGAUUUUGAAUCAUUUUAGGUAGUUUGCUUGUGUCUUCAAUGUGCAACUUUAAUCAUGCUUAGUUUCAUGGUUUCACCAACUUGAUUUGUAUGGGUAACUCAACCCAUUCUCUUCCAUUAGCUUUGCGUUAGCUUCUUUUGUGUCUUUCAUAUUUUUUGCAGUCAUGUAUACACUUCUUGUGUUUUAUUUUAUUAAAGAAAACCAGUGGGACGUUGGGAUGUUUAGUGUAAAGCGAUUAAUACAUCAUGUAGUUUGUGAACCCUUUACACAACUCAUGAUCAUUACAAUAUGUGUGCACUGUAGUGGUUGAGUUGUAAAAGUUCGGUAUCGUGCACUAGGAUUAAGGGUCAUAAGUAAAGCAACGCAGCUUGUUGCAAGGAGGUUGGGGUGGCAAGUAAUUCGAAAUGAUUAUUGUAAUUAAUAGCUUACCUUUAAAGAAACAGUUAGAAUAUUAUGAGGUGACUAGCGUAAUAUUAACAGAAAUAUUAAUAGAACUUCUUAGCUAACUUGAUUCUAUGAUUUAUUGUGCUUAAUGAAGGACAGUAUUUGCAUUAUCAGCCCAAAUGUCAUGUAACGAAAUAAAUGAUUACAAAAUUGUACAUUUAAUGUAUGUUUUUCAACCAUAAUUAAAUAACUGGGUUUACUUUUGCCAACCUGUCAUUGAAAGACUUGCCUAUGGACUUAAAGGUCCCAAAUAUUAAUAGAACUUGGUCUUAGCUAACUUAAUUCUGUGAUUUACUGUACUUACUAAAAGUCAGUAUUUGCAUAUCAGCCACAAUUGUCAUGUAACCACAGAAUGAUUCCAAAACUGUACAUUUAAUGUAUGUUAAAGCCACAGUUAAAUGACUUUGUUUACUAUGGCCACACUGUUCUUCAAGGUGUUGGCUAAAAGGGUGGGUCGAAAUGAAAGCUGGGGCCUCCCUGAUACCCUGAUAAGCGGAGUAAUAUGUGUCCUUCUUACUGCUUUUCAUGUGCACUAUUUAUCUAUUUAUUUAGUUUGAUAAAAAUAAUUGGCUUCAUAUAAGCUCACUAUUUAAAUCAUUUGUAGAUGGGAAGUUUGUCAUUUUAUGUUUCUGUUCACAAAAGAUACAUGAUUAAAGCAUUUUUUCAAUA